This is a messenger RNA of Elephantulus edwardii (Cape elephant shrew), 1820 nucleotides long. It is a transcript of the gene CCDC102A, whose product is annotated as coiled-coil domain containing 102A. The coding region runs from base 165 to 1820 and encodes 551 amino acids. Gene Ontology annotation, cellular component: myosin complex. The transcript is spliced from 8 exons. NCBI's taxonomy places the organism in Eukaryota, Metazoa, Chordata, Mammalia, Macroscelidea, Macroscelididae. The record is from RefSeq and is a predicted model, not a curated record.
UCCAAGGAGACCUCCCGCACCUCGUGGCCUGGAGAGCUGUGGGCCGGGCCGGCCAGGUCCAUCAUGCACAGUGGCAUGUCAGCCCCCAUUAGCCUCUGGCAGCCCUCCUGAGCCGUAUCAGGAAUUGGAACCUCAGACCUGCAGCCCGCCAGCCGAGCCGGACCAUGAGUCACGGGCCAAGCCCUCGGCUGGCCGAGUCCCCGCAGCUGUCCAAGGGCAGCCUGCUGACCAUCCUGGGCAGCCCUUCGCCGGAGCGCAUGGGGCCCUCCGACUCACUGCCGUCCACGCCGCCCAGCGGCACGCCCUCGCCGGGGCCGCCUCCCGCGCUGCUCCUGCCGCCGGCGCCCCCGCUGCUGGCUGACGGGGACUGGGAGAGCCGCGAAGAGCUGCGGCUGCGGGAGCUGGAGGAGGCGCGGGCGCGCGCGGCGCAGAUGGAGAAGACCAUGCGGUGGUGGUCGGACUGCACGGCCAACUGGCGCGAGAAGUGGAGCAAGGUGCGCGCCGAGCGGAACCGUGCGCGCGAAGAGGUGCGCCAGCUGCGCCAGCGCCUCGACUCGCUCACCAAGGAGCUGGCGGGCGCGCGGCGGGAGCGCCAGGAGGCGCAGGGCGAGUGCGAGGCGCGGGGCCGCGAGCUGGCGCGGCUGCGGGGCAUCCAGGAGGCAGCCGACCAGACACCAGACGGUCCUGAGACGGAGCAGGAACGUGAGCCGGUGCGCGACGUCGUCGGGUCGGAGAGGCCCCAGGGCAGCCAGGAGCUGGAGCUGGUGGAGAACCUGCUGAAAAGCAGACCAGAGGAGUCCGAGGGCUGCUGGGAAACACGCAGUGUGAGAGGUGGGAGCUCACGGGCGAGUUCAAGCCGCCAGGAGCGCAGCCGGCUGCCCUGGGAGGAUGCGGCUGCCACCGAGGAAGAUGCGUCCAAGUUGACCGCCCUGCGGCUGCGGCUGGACGAGUCCCAGAAGGUGCUGCUCAAGGAACGAGAGGAUAAACUGGCCCUGAGCCGGAGCAUUGAGAAGCUGGAAGGGGAGCUCAGCCAGUGGAAGAUCAAGUAUGAAGAGCUGAGCAAGACCAAGCAGGAGAUGCUCAAGCAACUCAACAUCCUGAAGGAGACGCACCAGGACGAGCUGGGCCGCAUGUCGGAAGACCUGGAGGAUGAGCUGGGAGCCCGGUCCAGCAUGGACAGGAAGAUGGCUGAGCUGAGGGGCGAGAUGGAGAGGCUGCAGGCAGAAAACGCGGCCGAGUGGGGACGCCGGGAGCGGCUGGAGACAGAGAAGCUGGGCCUAGAACGGGAGAACAAGAAGCUGCGGGCGCAGGUCGGGGACCUGGAGGAGGCUCUGGCCCGGCGGCGGCGGCAGACCACCAGUGCCCUGGACUGUGACCUGAGGGCCAGCCAGGCUGCACUCUUCGAAAAGAGCAAGGAGCUGGCGGACCUGAAGCACGUUCACAGCAAGCUGAAGAAGCAGUUCCAGGAGAAGGUGGCAGAGCUGGCCCACGCCAACCGGCGGGUGGAGCAGCAUGAGGCCGAGGUGAAAAAACUGCGUCUGAGGGUGGAAGAGCUCAAGAAGGAGCUGGCCCAGGCUGAAGAUGAACUGGACGAGGCCCACAACCAGGCACGCAAGCUGCAGCGGUCACUGGACGAGCAGACAGAGCAAAGCGAGAACCUGCAGGUGCAGCUGGAGCACCUCCAGUCCAGGCUCCGAAGGCAACAGCAGAACGCCCCCCUCUUCGGGAAGAUCCGUAGUGCUCGCUUUGGUGCCGAGGAGGCCGGCGAUGGAACCAGUGACCUGGAUGAGGACGAAGACCUGCAGAUCCAGGUGGCCUAG